AUGCCUUCAGUCCCGAUACGUUCGUUUUUCUUUUAUGUCCUGGUGACAACUGUCGUUGUUGUCCCACAGAGGCAUGUUACUGCCGUCCGCUUGGCAGUCUCCACAGGACUCUCACGAAAGGUGGGUGGGGCUGGCGGGGCGCCGCCGAAAGAAGACAAGAUCGGCGUGGCGCAACAUACAGCCGCAGACAUGGAGACCUUAAUUCAACAAAUCAGCACCAUAGACGAAGAGAAUGAAACGCGCAUAUACUUUAUAAAUCUCGGAGGGAGUUCCAGGAAAGAACUCUGGAAGCACGGGGAGGACAUUAAAAAGGCAAACGAGCAGCGACGAAGUCUCUUCGAUAAGCUUUUGAGCCUCCUCGUCGACCUAAAAAGGCUGAUCGCGGAGCUUCAAGAUUCCGACCCAGCCUCUACGCAAGGUGCAACAUCAGACCAUCUGACGCCACUGAAGGAUACCGUUUCGCGUGCGGAAGAGGUAUUGCAGAGGGGGCCAUCCGGCAGAGGGGCGUCCCCGUGA
Messenger RNA from Neospora caninum, 516 nucleotides. RefSeq lists its product as uncharacterized. NCBI's taxonomy places the organism in Eukaryota, Apicomplexa, Conoidasida, Eucoccidiorida, Sarcocystidae. Bases 1 to 516 code for a protein of 171 amino acids. The transcript has a single exon. The record is from RefSeq and is a predicted model, not a curated record.